Messenger RNA from Dreissena polymorpha, 3238 nucleotides. RefSeq names its product interaptin-like. Gene Ontology annotation, biological process: mitophagy by internal vacuole formation; mitochondrial protein catabolic process. Lineage: Eukaryota; Metazoa; Mollusca; Bivalvia; Myida; Dreissenidae. Gene Ontology annotation, cellular component: mitochondrial outer membrane. Bases 523 to 2409 code for a protein of 628 amino acids. The record is from RefSeq and is a predicted model, not a curated record. The transcript is spliced from 15 exons.
CUUCCAUAAAAUGUCAUCGUAAACAGUGAUAAAACGCAUUAAAUAGUUUAAAAGUUUAAGAGCGUUUAAACCAAUGCUGACUAGCGUCAGCGUAGCUUACCCAAGCGUUUGAUUAAACCUUGAUAUUUUAUGGUCAUUUGUAGCAUAACGUAGUUUAUAAAGAAAUACCUUAUGCGAUACUCAUAUCGAUGCGUGUUGGAUUUCAAAAUGUAAAGGUCGUUUAUCUGAACAAGAUGAAAUGAUAAAACACAUGUUAUCUUUAUCUCAAAGUUUUGAACGAAUGCGCGUAAUUUCAGGCUUGUCAAAGGCGAAUGUAAACAUACCUUGAAGGGAAGUUAUAUGCAAUUGUAAAAUUGACAACAGAUAUGUACCGUAUUGCAUGUGACAGGAGUGCAAAUCGAAACUGCUUGUGAAAAGACAAACUUGAAAACAUUGCGGAAUUAUUUAAAAGACGUGCACAUCGUAGUGUUAUUUAAAUAGUGCCUAUAUGCGAUAAAUAUAAGAUUAAUUGGAUAUCUAAGAAUGAGUCUAUUUUGUGGAGGUAAAAAGCAGAAUAAAGGCAAAAGAGGAAAGCGUGAUUCCAGUCCCGCUUACGGCGCAUCCCGUAAUGAUGAACUGCAGAGGGAGAAGAGCAGCCUUGAGAAGGAAAUCGGAGACCUGAAAGAGCAAAAAGCCUCACUUGCCAAUCAAAUAAAAACUCAAAAGGAUGAAGUUGCAAGAGAAAAGAAGACGGUCAAAGUCGAUUUAGAAAUUGCAUCUGUAAAUGAGGAAUUAGCCAGACUGAAGAAGGAGAAGAACGACAUUGAUCGGGAAAUCGGAAAUCUACGACAUGACAAAAAUGAACUACAAAAACAAACAAAAGCUUUAAAAGAAGAGUUUGCAAGUGCUAAAAAGGCAGUCAAUGUCGAGUCUCAGAUACACCAACAUCCUGACAAGGCAGCCCAAGAGGAGCAACUCAAUAGUUUUAGCAAAAAACUUGAAGCUGAGAAGGUCGCUAAGGGCAAGGCACAUGAGAAGAUAAAAGCGAUUGAAGAAGAGCAGACAAAGCUGAAAAACGAAAUUGACAGCCUUAAGAAAAUAUCAGAACUAGAGAAGGCUCAGACAACAAAAGCCGAAGAUGAACUAGAUAAAUACAAGAAAGAGAAGGCCAAACUUGAACAAGAGUUGGGCAGCACACAGAAGGAACUGGAGCUAGCGAGGAAGGAAAGCCACAUUCCACGAAGCCCUACACGGGCUUCAUCUGACGAGUGGAAGGAUAAAAUAGACAAAGCUGAAAGCGAGCUUCAAAAGGAGAGAGAACUUCGACUUGGAAAAGAGAGAGAAAAUAGUCGCAUUAACAGUGAAAAUAAACUGCUUGUGGACGAGAAACAAAAAUUGCAAGACGAAACCAAUGCAAUGAAAGCUAAACUCGAAGAGUCGUUAAACAGCUUACGCACCCUCGAGAUGAACCACAAAAAUGAAAUCAAUCAGCUACAAGACAGGCUUCACCAGGAAAAGCAAAAGAUAAAGAAGUUAGAUGAAGAAAAGGACCAACUUUUGACGCGGCUGAGUUCUUCGACAGCAGCCAAGGUGCUUGAUUCUAACCCAAAUAUUGCGGAUCUCAGCGAUCCAAACAGGCCACAGAAGAUCGCUGAGAAGUUCUCCCAGGUAUAUGAUGACCAAUGGACAGACGCCAUGGAAAAUUUGGAGAAGUUGGGAACAAACGAAGAACGGAACAUCAAGAUAUUAAUUGACCUCUUGACUACCAUUUACAGUCAUUGUAAAGAAUCAUCGGACAACCAAAAUUCUCGUAUCGAGGAGGAUCUUUUUCUUCCACCGAUGGAAAGCCACUCGUCCACGUCUGAACCGAAUGGAACCGAACAAUUGAAAUCUCCUAUAAGCACUAAAUCCCAUUCAAAGAUUCCAAGAUUCUCUUCCCAUAAGGGUGGUAGACCGGCACUGCCAAACCUUGUCACAGAGAAAACAACUGUAGAGGUUGUCACGCCUACAAAAGAACGACAAACGCGUGCCCACUCUGUACCAAAGGUGAAAGGUGAAAAAAUGCCUGAAGUGCCGGUAGAGGUAAAGAAAGGGAUCAAGGAAUACCGUAAGAAGGUUGCUAAACAAGUGGUUCCCGUGAUUGAAAAGGAAGUUCUAGCUAAACUCAGGCGAAUGGAGGAAUUCGGAGACAAGGUCGUUGAUGUGUGUUUGCCGUACAUUAAGAAAUGCGUGGAGCUGUGUUGGAUGAUGUGUGUGCAAGACCCGCCUGCCGUGCUCGACUGGAGUGCUCAGGAAGGUGCCUUCAACGUUGAUUUGUACCGGGCCUACACGAAAUCCGGGAGCCAGUUGGAAUUCGUCGUAUGGCCAAUUAUUUAUUUGCAUGAAGGUGGGCCUGUACUGUUGAAAGGCGUUGCGCAAGGCAGGGAUUAGAGAAGAGAUACUUUUCGCCUUGUUGUCUGCCGUUAUUUUUAUGCGUUUUAUGUAAAGGAUUACGAAUUCAUACAUUCAUAUCAUUCUUAUCAUCAACGUAAUCCACAGUGUAUUUUUCUGACGAUCCCAAUACAUCAUAAAAUCAUGUAUUAUAUUUCUGCUGUCGAUAUUACAUCCGCUUAAACCAAAAGCAAAGACUGUUAUAAAAAAAAUAAUACGUCAAUCAUUUUGAAACUUAAGCCAAAUUCUCAGCUUAGUUAUCAAAUUUAUACGGAAAACGUUGUGAACAUAGUUUUUUGUAAUAGUUUACCGUUAUAAGUAAUGUAUAGAGUGUCGUUUGGUAAUAAUUUCGAAAUGUUCAUUCACUUCACUGUAUUUAAAACAUAAUAAGCGUUAGCUAGAAUAGUGUAAUAUGUUGUACUGUCUAAUUAAUUAAUCAUGAUUCGCGUGUCAUAUCUACAGUUUUGCAUACAUAGUUUACCUCAUUAGUUAAUUAAACGCUUUUAUGUGUAUAACAAUAAUUGUCCCACUGUUCAUUAGUUUUACAAAAGUUAUUACUUAGAAGAUGUCAUUUCGUUGUACGAAAUAAAGAUUGCGUCAUGUAAAACAAACUUGUAAAACAGCAAAAGUUAGAACUGAAACGUUACUAUACUUAUUGUUUUUCGUUUGAGAACAAACGGGCUAUUCUGCAGAUCGCCGUUCUGACUUGUAUAUGAUGUUGAAUUCGUUGUAUAUCGUUGUACAUCAUUGAAUAAUUAUUGUAUUUAUGUUUUUCAUUAUUUUUUGACGAAUAUCAUAAACGGCACUUUUAUUCGGAGUUUAGUUCCGA